CUCUGCUUGUCAGUGUUCAGAAAGUAAGAAUAGUGUGUGUGCGUGAUUGUGUAGUCCAUUUAUCAAAAUGUCUGACUUAAAUUUGAACGACGACUUGUUAAAUUACGAGUUGGGUGACGAUAUUGAUGAUCAAGCACUAUAUGGGGCUGACGAGGAUGAGCUUCUUUUGUCAGACGAUGAACUUGAAAAAGAUGUCACUAAGGAAGUUAAACAGCAAAUAAAGGCAGAGGCAGAACAAUGGGUUAAUGAACGUAUUCAGGAAAAAGAAAUAAAACAAAAUGUUUCUAACCAACUCAACACAGAACAAAAUAUAUCCGGUGUAGGCGGUUGUACCGUUUCUACAAAAAACAAUAAAGACACUAUCAAACAAAUUUCGGGAGACGCAACUGAGGUAACUUCAACAGCGACGCCACAUUCGGGUGCGAAUAACUUAAAGCAUGGUGAUGUAACAGAUGAUGUCUCUACCAGUGAAAGUUCUGCAUUAUCGGUUGCAGAGUUCAAAGAGCCUACACAGUCACAAAUCCCGAAAGAGCUGGUACAGCAGGCAGUACCUGCCCCUACGCAGAAUCAAUUACUUAGCACAACAAAUAGUGAUGAAGUAACGUCAAGUAGUAGCAAAGAAGCUGAAGGAGAUCAUUCGUCAGUUAUCAGCUGCAGCACUGGUAAUAUGACAGAUUCCUCUUUCAUACAAAGUUCUCAAGAGAGCUUGGGUGUUGCUGCUCUUAGCGCCAGUGACUUUUCUGAUCCCAGAGAAGAUAUCGAAGAUGAACGUGAAGCACGUACAAACAUAAAGACAACAAAUGAACGAGAUUUUGAUAGCGGAAUUAAUGAAUCAGCAGAUAAACAUCAUUCGCGUUUCGUACAUAGUAAACGUGGUGGUAAUCCACUGUUACGGCCCCAUUCACUACGUGGCUCUUAUCAUGGCCAAAGACCGCUUCUGCGUUACCCUCCAUCACACGGUAAUUUCCUAUUAACGGCGCACGGGUUUCCCGCAGCGAGAACCAGUAUCAUUUCUACAACACUAACUCAUACAACCUCCGCCAUCAUUCCAGGUCAAUUCCCGUUACAACAACCACCCUUACCUUAUGCACCACAUAACACAACACACGGUCCGCCUUCUACAAAUCCUGGUACUAUGGGACCACAAUCCCAAAAUCCUAACGCACCGAUUCCUCUCCAUCCACAUGAUCCCAUGAAUCCUCUUAUUUCUCAUCGUCCACGACAUCCAUAUACCGGUUUUCGUACUGGCGGACCUAUGAGUUUUCGACAUCCGAAUCCAGUGAAUAUGUACCCCCAAGCACAGCAUGAUUAUAAUACGGGCAAUGGGUUGCCCUUCAAUCAGAAUUACGGACAUAUGUCACAUCCACCAAGAGCUAUGUUUCGUCCUGAACUUAGUGCCGGGCCAAUGCCAGGUGCAAACAAUGCCAGCCUAGGCCCAGGCGGUGGACCUAUAGGAAUACGGCCAAAUAUGCGUUUACCGCGACCACCGUUGUCAAAUUUACCACCUCAAGGUUUAGCACCAAACUUCAUAAAUAAUCCGACUCAUAGGCCUCCGCAACAGCAACAACAACAACAAGCUUUGCCGCCUCCACAAGCUCCCCUACAGAUGCCGCAAAGCGGUGUACAUUCAAAUACCGGCGCGCUACCAUCGCAAUUGCCCGGAAGUAGUAGUAGCAGCGGCCCUAUAGCAUCCACUACAUUGCGCCCUGGUAAAGUUCUUAUCAAUCCUAAUUUUAAAGGCGGUGUUCAAGCAGCUACAAAUAAGUUUAUAAAGGAGACUCAGUUUAUGUCAACAAUAAGCAGCCAUGUUUCGCACUUACAAAGCGACGAUGAGCUUCUUCGCCAGCAAGAAGAAUUCAUUAAUAAAAAUCGAGAGCACAUCGAGAAACGUCGACAUGAGCGUUCACCACUCACUUUGAGACGUAGCCGUAGUCGCAGCCGUUCACGAACACAUUCACGUGAGCGAAGUUUCACACCUCCAAAUAAACGAGGAGUUGGAGGUACUGGCGGUGCUAGUUUGAACUUCGAUCGAGAACGAGAGCGUGACCGCGAUCGUGAACGAGAGCGAGACCGAGAACGAGAACGUGAUCGAUUGGAUCGUGAACGAGAGCGAGAACGUGAUCGAGAUAGGGAAAGAGAACGUGGGCCAAUUGAUCGCGAGCGCAGUGGUGGGGGAAGCGGAAAUGGUAACUUAGGACCAAGAGGAAAUCGUUUUCGCCGUGGAGAUAGUCGAGAUCGCAACUAUGAUAAAAGAAGUGGAAGCUAUAGCAAGCGUAGACGCAGUUUAUCUCCAUUGCCCCGUGCUGGCGGAAAUUUUCGACGUGGCGGAGACCGCGAUCGUUUAGAUGUUGAAGAAGACGAGGAGACACGCGCUUAUCGUUUGGAAAUCGAAAAACAGAAAGCGUUGCGGGAGAAAAUUCUCAAGGACAAAGAAUUAAAGCGAAGGCGUGCUGCAGAGGAGAAACAGUAUGAGGAUCAUCGUACCACGCAGCCCAACAAUAAUAAUAGUAACAAUAGUAGCAACACUUCCAAUAGUGCCAGUGAGGAUCAGACUCAAAAACUUAAACCAAUUGUGGUAACAGAACGCAAAAUAAUAUCAUUAAAGAAGCGACAACAACAGCCACAAUAUUCCGAUGACGACCUACCACGCCCAAAACAUCAGCAACAGUCUCAUCAAUCUCAGUCGCAGUCACAGAAUCCUCGGAAACAAAUUCCAACUGCUAAAAUAUUGCCAGAAGCAAAACGCAACAUAAGCGAUCAUAUAACGCAUGUCACGAGCAGCAGUGGUGGCGGUGGAAGCAGCGGUAGCAACAACACCGCCAUAAUAAAGCCAGUUCCGAAGAAAGAAACUCAUACACCGACGCCACCGCCUGCAGCUCUUUUAAAACAACCUCGUCGUCUAUCGUCACCGAGUGAUGAUGAAGUCGAGCUUGACUAUGAUGAAGAUGAACUGAUGCUCGAAAUGGAGGAUCGAUUAUUGGCUACACCAACGCCAUCUCCACCACGAAUGGCAAUAUCACGUACGCCUACUCCUGAGCCAAUAGCUCCGCCAUCAUCUAGUAAAACAAAUUUAAAAUCUAGCCGCAGUAAUAGCAAUGCCACGUCGCAAAGAUCAUCAACAUCAUCAGCACCAUUCAGUUCUAGUAAUCGACGAGUGGUACUAAAAUCGUCAUCAUCGUCGAUGUCAACUGCUUCAGGAGGUGGUAGCCGUAAGGAUAGCGAAUUGCACUCAUCUGAUGGCAGUCGCAAUCGACGAGCCGGAGGAGGAUCUUCUCGUAGCAGUAACAGUAGUAAUUCACGAAAGGGUAUAUUUGAUCGCUUGGACUCCAGGCGGCAAAUGUAUGACAACGCAGGAAACAAUAGAGACGGUGGAAAUAGCGAUGGAAAACGUAGCAAGGGUCAGCGAAUUGUUCUAAAAAAUGACUAAAGUCUUGGCAAUUUAAGGAAAGAGAUGGCAAACCAUCAUUAUGCUUGAUAAUUUAAUACCUUUUCGAAGCUUUCUAUAAAUGUGUAGCUAACAUUAAAACUACACAAACUUCUUAUAGGAAUAUUGUUGCGGUAUUUCUAAAAUCAAAAAAGAUAAUUUUUACUAUGUCGUUGUAAAAAAACAACACCAUGGAUCAGUAAAAUAAUUAAAAUAUGAGCCGUAGGGAAAUUGCCCUAUAUUUAAAGUGAAAAAAUAUUGUGUAAUAAGGUAAAACUACAUAACACUUAUUCAUAUCCCUAAACAAUUUAUCUUUACAUUGAUUUCCUCACGCACAGGCCUACAUAAAGCAAAAAGUAGCUUUGAAGGCAUAUAUUUAAUCCUGACUAUAAUUAUAAUUACUUUAAUAAUGUUCAUGGUUAAACGAAAUAAGAAGAAAGGAAUGCUAAAUUUGUAAAGUAGUUUUUGCUUUUCUCUGUCGCAUAGUUUGGACUUGUAAUUUUAUUGUAAUUUGUCAUCCCUAUCUACAUAUAGUAUAUAUGUGAUCAACUUUAAUACCCCUUAUGAUCUGAACUCCCACCAAAACAGACCCUAUCCUCUGUAGAUUGCAAAUUAUUCAAAUUCAAACAUGCCAGAGCUCCAUGUUGACUCAUGAAACCUUUAGCCAUAUUCAGGUUUUCAAGUUCUUUAGAAGGUUAAGUGUGCAAGCAAAUAGGUUUUCUUAUACUUUUUUUUCAAAUGAAAAGAAUAUUAUUGACUAUUUAUAUUUUUAAAAUUGUAAUUAGUUUUUGAUAAAUGCUGAAUUCGAUAUUUUCAACAUAAACACCCGUUCGAAUAAGUAUUAAUACAACAUUAGCAUGAGUUUAAUUAAAUUUUUUUUUUUUUUUUUUUUUUUUUUUUUUUUUUUUGUUAGCAUGUAUGAUUUUUGAAGUUACACCUAUUAUUUACGUAUCAUUUAUGCAUUUAAUCAGCCUCAUGCAUUAAUACUAAUUCAUGACCUGAAACCCAGUUAUUAUCCUUCAAAGUGACGUUUCCUCAAUCGGAAAAUGAAAACAUGAAAGUGAACAUGAAACAUGGACCCAAUGUUUUUAAUACCUAUUUCAUAUGUUACCACAAAAAAACUAGGGUGUUCUGACAACGGCUCGGAUUUUAUUAAUGCCCCAAUAGCGUAGAAUGAAUAAGUUAGAAAUUUUGUCACAUUUUUUCGUCUAUACAAGAUUUUUUCCACCACUCACCACUCAUAAAAUCAUUUGAAAACAAAAAUUAUAAAAUGAGAUUUAACAAUUUUACUGUGUAGAGCAUUGAGAAAUCGUAAAUUACUCGCCGCAAAUCGCCAUAUAUAUUUGUUAUCACAUCUUCAUACAUAUGAUAGUCAAUAUUUUAAAACCACUUAUCAAUUCGAAAUUGUUUCUGUAUAUUUUUACUACAAAAUAUCCAUAUCCUAGUUGAUAAAUCUGUUUUAAUUAAACAUUUGAAAUUUCUAUUUGGACGCCUGGUGACAUCCUUGACUUGACUUUCAAAAAUUUUUAUUUUAUUUAUUUUACACCUGGAUUUGAUAACAGCAUUUAGACUUUAAGUUGACAUUAUUAUUUUGUAGUUCGUAUAUUGUAAGGAUAUACAAAGUUCAACCCAAUUUAAAUAUAAUUUAGUGUAUAAGCUAUAAAAGUACGCAGUUACACACCGGCUUAAAGAGCUUCAUUAAUACUAAAUUUUAAAGUUUAUAGAAAAAUAGCAAAAUUGAUGCUUUAGGUCACAGCAGGACCCAAACAAUAUAAAUACCCACACCAUAUUUAAGAAAAUAAAAAAGACGAUUAAAAUAUUUUCAAAAUUGUAUUUUUGUAAGCUACAAAUAAAGUUUAGCUGCUAAAUUUGAGUAUGUUUUAGAUACUAACAAAAUAAAGAUUCAAAAUUUUAUUUUAAGUGAAACUGAUCAGUUUUUCGGCGAAAUAAAUGACUACAAUGAUUAUAACAAAAGAAAAAUUGUUAAAUAGUAUUUAAUUUUAUUAAAAUACAAAUUAGCAUUAAAAAAAAUCCAUAUUUACUAACUAAGUAAGGCAUACGCCGUGCUAUCAUGUAAUAACUGGUCGAACACAGCCAUCGAUGUGUAAUGAAGGAGUACUAAAAAUGGGUUUCCUGUUUAAUUUGAAUAUAAAUAUUGAUCAAAAUCUACAUUUGCAUAUAAUCCCAACCAUGCAGCACUAUACGCCUAAACAGAAUCCGUUGUAAAUCAUUGUUGAUAAAUUAAAAAUUAUUUAAAUAAAUUUACCCUAUCCAACCAGGUCGACGCAAAACUUGCAAAAAAUCAUGUAGAUAAUCUACUAUACGCAUAGGUAUAUAUAAAAUACAUAUGUAUGUACAUAUGCAUAUAUAUUCAUGUUGUAAAAACAGUGUUGUUUGUAGGAAAUUUACAAAAUCUCGUAUAAAAAUUAUCAAAAAAUUAAAAUAUAACACUUUAAGUCAAACUCUCGUAUAAAAAUAUUCUAUAAGUCCUAAUCUUAUCUGCAGUGAUGUCAGAGGUGUUGUACUUGACAUUACAAGUGUUAUGAUAAAUGCGAAAGCGAAUAUAUUCAAACAAAACCUCUAAUAUAAAUUUGGAAAAAGGCGUAUAGUAAAAUGCUAAAAGCGUUUUCAAUUGUUGCUAGCUGGUCGAGAACUGCAAAACUUAUUAAAAGAUAAAUCUUCACACAAUUAAAGUGAUUUAAUAGGUUUAAAUCGGUGUGAGCGCAAGAAAUGUUUUGAUGUAUGCAAAAUUUGCGAAAUUAGAAAAGAAAACUGCAGGGAGAUAAUUAGUAAAAAAAUUACAUUUAAAAAGGUACUAACUUAUAAAAGGCGCGGAAAUGUUUAAAAGUUCGGUUUUGAGCUAUGCGAAGCCAAAAUAAAAACUUUAAGCAUAUGGUUAAAUGAAAAAAAAAUGCAUAUUACAAUUAAUUAUGUAACCGCAUUUUACUGUGGACUAAUAAGUUUUUCUUAAAAAACUUCAAAUAUUUGGUAUUAUUUAUACAUAUUUCAUUAUGUUAAAUUAUUUUCGAAAUUCAUACAAAUUAUUCGAAUGCUAAAAGGAAUAUAAAAACUAAUACAGUUACUAACAAAUAUUAUGUUAAUAUGUACUCUUGUAGAAAUAAAUUUAAAACUUAUAUAGAAAUAAAUAAAUUAUGUAUGCUAAAUAUAUUAUCUGGAUUAUCACAAUAACCAACAUAUAAAAUCCAAAAAAUUGUUACUGUGUACUUUUAACUCAAAAACAAAAAAAAAAAAAACAACAUAAAAAAAAAGAAUUCUCCACAUGUAAUAUUCAUGUUGAACUGCCCUGUACAAAUUAAUAGUACAAACAAAGUGAUAUUUGGCAACCGAUAGGUGCCAUUCCAUGUGAUAUUUUCUACAUUGUUAUAGAUAUAUAUUGUUCUGAUGAUAGUUUUUUUAUUAUUUCAACUGAAAGUGCUAACUUUGUAAUUGAACAUAAUAUUUCCGACGUGAAAUAGUGCUCCCGACUCCAGCAGAAUUAUCUCACGUGUGGUACGCGUCGCUGGAGAAGAACUGAACUUGUUUGUGGGCAACAAAUCCAACCGUCGGCCGCCAACCAUCUUAACGAGGCUUCAACGGCACCUAGAAUGCAUGCUGUUGAUCGAUACAAUAAAGACUACGUAUUAAACGGAACUUUGGCAUGCUGACAUCAAAAAAAUAAAUACCCAUGAAACUACCCUUAAAUCUGCGUAAGGGAUAUUCGAACAUUGAGAUGCUGCUACCUGAUUUAUAACCCUGCGUAAAGAAGUACCUGGUGGACAUCGACACACAACACAGUUAAAAAGUUUCUAAUCUCUUCUUGAAAUACCUCAGCAGAAGUGCUAUUUUGGCUGAGAAUAUAUACUCGUAUAGAUACAUAUAUAAAUAUCCUUUACCUAGAUUAACAAGUUUGUGCCAAUAAUUAAAAACAAAAGACUGAACGCUUGUAAGUUACUCACUUCGAGUCGCUGUAUAUUUUAACAUUUUUACGACUUUUGUUAUUUAUUUUGAUACAUUUAUUUAUAAUUUCAACGUCAAAGAUCAGACUAUUUUAUUUGUAGAAGACUAAUUUGAAGUUAGAUCUUCUUUAUAUAACUUCUUUAUUUUCGGGAGCAUUUUUAAAUGUUACAUACAUACAUCCAUCUAGGUGUAUGUUGACUGAAGCUAACAAGCUUUUUUUUAUUUCAAAUUUAACUAUUUUAAUAUGUUUGUUUACUUUUAAAUGAAAAUGAUGUUUUUAUUAUUGUACAAUUAUUUUUUGCAUAAAAAAUAUUUUCUUCCAGCCACUCUCUUUACCUCUUUGAACAUUGUUUGUGGCUAAAAACGAAGAACCAAUAAAUACACCAAUAUUUACUUUUUUACAGCAUUUCAUAAA
Molecule: messenger RNA, 7796 nt
Organism: Anastrepha ludens (Mexican fruit fly)
Lineage: Eukaryota; Metazoa; Arthropoda; Insecta; Diptera; Tephritidae
Product: daf-12-interacting protein 1
Exons: 6
Coding region: 68-3427 (1119 amino acids)
Molecular function (GO): RNA binding
Source: RefSeq, a predicted model, not a curated record